Molecule: messenger RNA, 12381 nt
Organism: Mercenaria mercenaria
Lineage: Eukaryota; Metazoa; Mollusca; Bivalvia; Venerida; Veneridae
Product: pleckstrin homology domain-containing family H member 1-like
Exons: 32
Coding region: 145-4626 (1493 amino acids)
Cellular component (GO): cytoskeleton
Source: RefSeq, a predicted model, not a curated record
CAAGUACGCCAUAGACGGUGUAAAGGUAAAAUAUACUAUUCCGGUACAAACAAAACACCGAAAGUAUGCGAAUGACAGAAAUUGAAAAGAGGGGUGAUGGAAAAUUAUUGAGCUGCUGAGGAGAGACUUUGUAGAGGGGCAGGUAUGGAGAGAGGCAGAGAUGAGGUGCAACAAUGGAGGAAAAAAUACGAGGAUCUAGAGGCUUCACUUCACAGAUUUCGACAACAGGCUAGCACGAUUAAACAGUCUGUUGGCAAAGAGAUGAAGGACCUUGAGAGACGGAAGACAGAGGCUGAGCUGAGGGCAGACGCUGCUGAAGAAAAGCUUCGAGUAAUGGAACAGCAAUUGGCAGCAGUAAAUUGGAAACCGGAUGAUUUUGAGAAACAUAUACGAGACUUGGAACAACAGUGUAGAGACAAAGAUGCAAAUAUUCAGGAACUGCAGGCUCAUGUUGAAGAACAGAGACAGUUACGUCAGCACGAUGCUCGAAGUGUUGAGGAGAAAGCUGCCAAGAUUAAGGAAUGGGUGAUUGGCAAGCUGUCACAGCUGGAAAUUCAGAAUCAUGAACUCACUUUGAAAAAUGAAGUGCUGACAGAGCAGGUGGAUACCCUCAGACAGAGACUGCAUUCUCUACCUGUAAAGGAGCUAAACACAUACAUAGGGUCAGUCAGCAGGGUCAGUCAGCAGGCUAAACACAUACAUAGGGUCAGUCAGCAGGAGAGCACAGAUUCACCUCCUAUACCCAGUUCACUGACUGUAUCUCCAUGUGGCACCAUGACAACCAAGUCAAAAAGGUCACAGCCUCAUUCUCAAUCCAUCCUAUCGGAAUCAAUAAAAGAUUCAACAACUCAGGGAAUUAUGGGUGAUAUUAGUGAUAAAGAAGAUCUAGAUACCUUUGAUGACACAUCAAGACCAAUUUCACUGUUAUCUAGUUCUGUAUCAAACUCACGUCUAAAAGACCUUGGAUCAAGGCCAGUUUCGAAUUUAACAGGCUCACGGCCUGGAUCGGAAUUCACAACAAGCUCAAGACCAGAAUCUCAAUCCACGUAUUCUAAGCCUCAUAAAAGACCCUCUUCCUCGAUAAUAGAAGCGUUGGAAAUAGAAAAUGAGCUGUUUAAUUAUGGCCUUGACCAAGCUCGAAGAGAUUCAAUUGAGGAUAGAGAUAGUCCGGAAAUUGAUAUCGACUAUCAGGUUUCGGGAAAUGUUAGCGAUGACAGUAUGAACGAUAUAGAUUUCGACCCACAUUAUCAAGAAGUGGAUCAAAAUCAUGAAAGUACUUAUGAACCUAAGAAAAGUGGACCUCCUCAAAUUCGAAUAGAACGGAAAAUAUUCCAGGAGAGAAUGGAUUCUUUCGUUAGCUCUAGCAAUGACAGUGAAGAUAUGCUAGAGAGAACACAAAGAGUUCCAAUAUAUGCAACAAUUGACAAACCAACAAUGCCAGUGGAGCCAAUGAGCAGGAGUGUAGAGUUUGAGCCCACGGCACGCAGCUCAGGGUUUACUCGAUCACAAGAGAAUAUCAUUUCACCUAUACAUUCAUCACCUGUCACACUCACGCCAUGUUCACCUCGAUCACCGCUGUCACCUCUCACACCGCAACUGCCAGAUCUUGUCUCGACACCCACAAUGCAACAACGCCAUCAGCAUUUGUCGACAUCUAGCUCAAACACGGUCUCGGCAGUCGCUACAUUACCUCGGAGACCUCCACGAGAUAGGAGCAAACCUCCUCCAGUGCAUUUUGAUUUUGAAGAUUCUGUGAUAUCAAGACUAGACCGUCCAAGACAAGUUGACAGUCAGGUUGUUUCUGCCGAGGUUCAUAGUGCACCAGCCACUGUAAGCCGUCAGCAGUCUAAACCCCAGCCUCCACAGGCACCUCGGGGAAGGUUCAAUACAUGGGGUACAAAAGCUUACCAUACUAUACACAGAGACAGACGUAGAACAGAAAAUGCCUCAGCAAAAGACUUGUUUGGGAAUGAUACAGUUCCAGUAUAUGCUACAUUAAAGGGGAAAGCCAUGCAAAUUCGAAGUACUCCAUUUACUGAAGAGAGUGCGGAAUCAUCGGAAGAUGAUGGAACCAGUGAUGUAGAAGGGGCACCAGCAACUCCAAGAACCAUUGCUCGUCGACAGCAACAAGUGAACCAGAGCAGCUCUGGGGCUACAAAAAGAGGAAUGGGUGUAGGUCGUCAUUCUGUGUCGUCUGAGGUAUCAGGUGAUUAUGCAAACCCUCCUGACAAUGUUUCAUUGAGCAGUGACUCGGACACCUCGGAACCUGAGCAGAAACUGCUCAAAUAUGAAGAAAACAAACAUGACACCCUAGACAAAUGUGGAUACUUGUCCAAGUUGGGUGGUAAGGUAAAGACGUGGAAGAAGAGAUGGUUUGUACUCAGGGGCUCCGAACUCUUCUAUUACAAGUCUCAGCAUGAUAUGCUCAAGAAACCUCAGGGAUGUAUAAAGUUUGAUAUCCUACAUGAUAAGAGGACAUAUUACCUGUCAGCAGAUACUUACACAGAAACUGAUGAUGGGAUGCUUCAGAAAGUGUUAAAGAGGCAAGCUACAAGUUAUCUACUAGAUCAGGUGGAAACUAGAGCUGUAAUCAAAGGUUUUCUUACCAAGGUAAAGAAUGGAAUAACUAGGAAAUGCUGGUGUGUGUUACUUGGUGGAUAUUUUCUCUACUAUAGGUCACCAUCAAACAAGACACCUUUUGGUCAGAUAGACCUGCAGGGGGCGAGGCUUGAGGAGAUUGACACGCCCACAGAAUCGGAAGAAGAAUCCGAUGUUGCCAUGCCAACCAAACAUGUGAUAGCAAUAUGGCCGCCAUGCCAGGGACCUACCUACCUCAUUGUGCCUACAAAACAAGAAAAGGAGUCAUGGUUGUACCAUCUGACAGUAGCUGCAGGUGGAGGCACAGGAAAUGUUGGUACUCAGUUUGAACAGUUCAUAGCAAAACUCAUGCAAGUAGAAGGGGAUCCAAAUUGUGUGUACUGGAAAUAUCCAGUGUUAUUACAUUCCAAAGAACCUGUAUCCACACCUCUCACCACAUUGCCUUCUAAAUAUCUACAGAAACAUGCUGUACAAAUGUUCCAGACUGUGCACCAGUUUAUGUGUACCAUGAUAGAGUCUCAUUCCUUGGAAGUUCAUGUAUCAUUAGCCCAGUCUAUUUUACAUCAAUGCAUACAGCAACCACAGCUACAGAAUGAACUUUAUUGUCAACUGAUCAAACAAACUUCAAGACAUCCUGUACAGAACAGGUCUACUGUGCAGAACCUGUUUUUAUGUGGAAAACAUACCUGGUAUUUAUGCCAUACAUCACCGACCUCACCUAGCAACUCCGUACUUGAUCUAACAGCUGAGUCCAAGAUGAAUCCUCAGUCAUUUGUGAUAGUUCAAGGCUGGCAGUUGUUAGCAAUGUGCAUAUCAUUGUUCAUACCAAAACAAAGCAUUAUGUGGCUGUUAAAGAUGCAUCUGCAGAGAAAUGCUGAUCCUAGGACAGACAUAGGUAAAUAUGCAAUAUUCUGUCAGCGUGCCUUAGAGAGAAGCCAACAACAAGGUUUGCGGGAGGUGAAGCCGUCACGUAUGGAGGUGAUGUCAAUCUUGCUCAGACACCCGUAUCAUCACUCACAACCAAUAAGCAUACCAGUACACUUUCUGAACAAUAAUUAUCAGGUGAUAAGUUUUGAUGGUUCAACUACAAUCCAAGAGUUCUUACAGUCUAUCAACAAAUGUCUAGCUGUCCAGGACUGCACACAUUCCGGAUUUGCUCUUUUCUCUGACGAUCCACUCGAUCCAGACAUAGAAACUUGCUUACAAAACCAUAUCAAGAUAUGUGAUGUGAUCUCAAAGUGGGAGGAGUGUUUUCGAGAAUAUCAUGGCGGUAAAUUAGACACCAGUAGAACUAUCAGGCUUCUUUAUAAAAACAGAUUGUAUUACAAGAGUACUAGACAUUUUGAGACAGAUCGAGAGAAACUUUUACUUACCUACCAGAUCAAUGAUGAGAUAGUGAAUGGAAGAUUUCCUCUCAACAGAGAUCUUGCCUUGGAGCUGGCCUCCCUCAUGGCACAGAUAGAGUAUGGUGACCUGAAAUCAGGUGACUCAAGCCUGAACCAGCAAGUAAGCCAGAUCCUGGAGAGGUUCUAUCCCAGGAAGUACAGGGAGGCUGCCUCUAGUGAAGGAACCAGAGGUCUUCAGGAGAAGUUGAUAGAGCGUUGGACGUCACUCCGAGGUCGCACUCACCAAGAUUGUGUACGAGUGUACCUGGCUGUAGCCCAUAAAUGGCAGUUUUGUGGUGCAAAACUUUUCCUAACAAGGGAACGAGAAUCAACAUCUCCAGAUGAAAUAUGGUUGGCUAUCCAGGAGGAGGGAGUGGCUGUACUAGAGUAUUCAACCAUGCAACCAAUCGGCAUUUAUGACUACAGAUCGGUUGUGACAUUUGGUGGCUGGAAUGAGGACCUGAUGGUGGUUGUCAACAAGUUGAUAGAGUCUGCACCACAUCAUUAUGAACAUAGGACACAAAAACUCCUCUUUAUUUUACCAAAACAUAAGGUUUUAGAGGCUACCCAACUUAUAGCAAGCUAUAUCAAUGCACGUGUGAACAGACAGUCCCAGGAGCCUAAUGGUGGAGUAACUAUGUGAUAGCUGGUUAUAUCAGUGCACGAGUUUAAUGCAGUUUCAAAAUGGUGGUUCAGUGCACGAGAAUGGUAUGGUAAUAGUCUGGUAACAACAAUGCACAUUCUCUCAGACUAAAUACAACAAAAUAUGUGUUGCUCUGGAUACAAGGCUAGAAGAAUAACGUUACUGCACAAGUUUCUUAUGGUUCCAGGAUGGUACAUCAGUGAACACACUCUUGGUUGCAACUGUACAAGGAGUUGAUGGUACAGAAAAAGAUACAUUGAUGCACGAGAUACUGAUGGAAAUGGAGGAGUUUAGUGUGAUUUAAGAGUGGUCAUAUUUGUGCACACAAUUGUGAAGGUUUCACAAAAUGUGGAAGUGCACAUGGUCUAGAUGGUAAUGAGGCAAGAUAGUAUUACAUUAAUGCACAAGAUUCUGAUGGAGACAGACAAAUUAUAUUAUUGCACAAGUUCAACAUAGUUUCAUAAUGGUUAUAUCUUUGUACACAUUCAUGAUGGUUUCAGAAAGACUGUAAGUGCACAAGGGGUAGAUGGUAAUUAACAUGAUACAAAGAUACACAGUGUCCAUGUAUUGGCAGAAAUGUGUUACAUAAAUGUAUCAAGUUCAAGUGGCUCUUGACUUGGGACAAAGGUUCAGAACAUAGUCUGGAAAGUUCAGCAUCUGAUUGGUUGUUUCUGAGAUUUAUUUUAAAAUUGACCAGUGGGAAGGCUGCAUUCUGAGUCUGGAUUACAAACUCUUGUUACGUAACCUUAGACCCAGUCAUAUGAAUUCAGGAGCUCAUUGUCUAAACUCCAUGUGUUGACAGUAUUGAUACACUAAUGAGUGUUGUUCUUAUGGGUUUUUUUGUUUUGGUUUUUUUGUCUUGCAGAAGCGAAGACAUAGUCAUCCAAAUGACUGUUUGGUGUAUAUAUGUGCGCCUGUCCAUCCAGAUUUGUUUGUUCUGACCAUAAUUUUGAUAUGCAUGAAGCAAUCUUGUUUAUAUUUAGCAUGAAUGUUAACCUCAGUGAGACGGAGUGUCAUGUGCAAACCGCAGCUCCAAUUGCAAAGGUCAAGGUCACAGUUGGAGGUCAAAGGUCAUGUCAGAUCUUGUCCAGCCCAUAACUUUGACAUGCACUGAGGAAUCUUGUCUAUAUUUGGCACGAAUGUUUCACUCAAUGAGACAGAUUGUCAUGUGCAAACCCCAGGUUCCUUUCUCAAAGGUCAAGGUCAUAGUUAGGGGUCAAAGGGCGGGCUCCACUUGUUGCCCAUGGUCAUCUAGUUUAUAUGAAUGCAUGUGUUAAGGGUUUAACAGUAAUAGGAGUGUUGAAUCUCUACAGGUACAUAAGUUUUGUGUUGAUCUGUGAUAUUAUUUUCUGCAAUGGUAAUCGGGAAUAGAGGAGUCAUUAGGGUCAUUCUCUUUUGUUCAAGAAAACUGUUUUUAUAUCAAAACAGGAUUAAAGUUAUUAAAACCUGUCCAACAGAAAAAAAAAUAUUUUCAAGAAAAAGCAAGGCUAAAGAUAAUUAUUGUCUGGAAAAUUCUGGUAUCUGUUUUUCACAGAUAUUAUAAUAGGCUGAGAACCAGCUUUCAUACAGGAAUAGUUUCAGGACAAGUACAGUAACAGCUCUGUUUAGGCAUCAUUCAUGCAAUAGUGUGAUCCAUGUCAUUCAGAUGUUUGAUUUUGGUUAUAUGCCGAAACACUUCAUCACAAAUUAGUUUUUAUGUCAAAUUUUAUGAUAGCUUACCUAUGUUUACAAAACACCAUUUAAAGCAUUGGGGCUUGAAGAUAGCAUUGCACAUGUGCAACAUUUUCAAACUUGUUGAGGUACCAAAUGGUUUAGAAAGAAUUAUAUUAUUGCUGAUGACAUGAAUUAUAUUUAACUUCAUAGUAUUAAUUCCUUACAAUUAAGGGCUGUCAAUAUUUGCAAUAUUUUUGUUCUUUGUUCUGUUGAAUUAUCAAAAUAUAUAAAGACGGAAUUCAGUUUACAGGUAUAGGGAGUUGGCAUCUUUGCUUUUGUUGCUGUUAACUGUCCGCUUACUGUCCGUUGUUCGACAGGUCAAAUAUUACGGCAGCAUAGAAAUGUAUUAGUUACCUGCUUUCAUAUCAGAAAAAUAACUAUUAUUCAUCCUCAGAAGAUUAUGUCUGGUCUACUGUCUAGAGAAAAUCAUCACUUUUUAAGCCCAUAUGAAACAUGCAUUUUUGGUCACUAGGUGGUAAUGUUGAUAUUUUUGGAUAUGAUAGGAGCUGAAGUUAAUUUAGUAUGAGUUUCAACUUUGUAAAAAAGUUUAUAAGAAAAGCAUGAAUGAAAAAUAUGGAAUUUGUCCGGAAACUCAUUAAUAUUCAAUCGCAGCUAAUUUUCAUGAUAGCUUCUCUAUCAUUAAGGUAAAUCCAAGGGAGUGAUAAAAAGUUAUUUUAAUUGUAUGAAAUAAAAACCCACAAAGUCGUAUCCCUGUGAAAUAGUCAAAAUAAUGAAAUUUUAUACCCAUGAAUUUUAUGAUUUCACAGGAAUAUGGACAAAAUCCCCCUUCAUUUUUCUUUUAUUAAUAAUUUCCAAAUUUUCAUUUCAUUCUGUUUAAAAUAUUGAUAAGUUUUUUUUCUCAUAAAAAUUGUUGUUUUUAAUUGAUAUUCAUCUUAUGUUAUUAAUUUUAGAGUUUCAGUUCAACAAAAUAAAGGGGGAAUUUUGUCUGUCUGAUGGGAUUAUGUCCUAUGUUCUGUUUCACACUAUUCACUGUAUUGUUAAAAAUGUCAAAUAUGGUAGAUCUUUCAUAUGGUUUUGCUCUAUCUAAAUUUUUGGUGUGCUUCACAUUUGAUGUUUUCUUGUUGCUGUCGAAUAUUAAUCUUUCCACAAUGUCAAAGUUGAAUAGUUUUAUGGCUUCUACAGACAUUUCAUUAGUACAUUUAAGUAAAGAUUUCCUGGUAAUAGUAUUCUGUUAUCUGAUUGGUUGCCCUACUCCCUCCUGAACUUUAUGAACAUGUCUCUGUCUUUUUCCAUUCUAACCGAACUGACUGUUUUAUGUAAGUAACCUAUCACAUUCAUGUGUGAAAGAUGGGAGAAAGAUGUCACUCAUGUGUGGAAACAAGUGAGAAAACUGUCAAGGGUCUAAAAGUAUGCGUGGAAACUGCUUCAUGUACAAAAAAGCAUGGUAGAAAACUUAGAUGCUAAAGUAUUGGAAACUGUCAAAUACAUGUGUGAAGCAUGGGAGGAAACUGUCUGCUACAUGUAGAAAAAAGCAUGGUAGAAAACACAGAUGUGAAAGUAUCAGAAACUGUUAGCUAUAUGUAUGAAAGCAUGGGAGGGAACUGUCAGCUACAUAUGUGAAAGCAUGGGAGGAAACUAUCACAUGUGUGAAACUGUCAGCAAAAGUUGUGAAAGCAUGGGAGGAAACUAUCAGCUACAUAUGUGAAAGCAUGGGACAGAACUGUUGGCUAUAUAGCUACAUUUGUGAAAGUAUGUCAGCUGCAUGUGUGAAAGCAUGGGAGGAAACUAUCAGCUUCAUGUGUUAAAGCAUGGGAGGAAACUGUCUGCUACAUUUCUGAAAGUAUGGGAGGAUUUCAUGUGUGAAAGUAAUGGGAGGGAACUGUCAGCUUCAUGUGUGAAAGUAUUGGGAGGGAACUGUCAGCUACAUGCAUGAAAGGAUGGGAGGAAACUGUCAGCUUCAUGUGUGAAAGUAAUGGGAGGGAACUGUCAGCUAUAUAGCUACGUGUGUGAAAGUAUGGGAGGAAACUGUCAGCUACAUGCAUGAAAGUAUGGGAGGAAACUGUCAGCUUCAUGUGUGAAAGUAAUGGGAGGGAACUGUCAGCUAUAUAGCUGCAUGUGUGAAAGUAUGGGAGGAAACUGUCAGCUACAUGCAUGAAAGUAUGGGAGGAAACUGUCAGCUUCAUGUGUGAAAGUAAUGGGAGGGAACUGUCAGCUAUAUGGCUACAUGUGUGAAAGUAUGGGAGGAAACUGUCAGCUACAUAUAUUGGAGGAAACUGUCAGCUUCAUGUUUGAAAGUAAUGGUAGAGAACUGUCAGCUAUAUAGCUACAAGUGUGAAAGCAUUGGAGGAAACUAUCAGCUGUCAGCUUCAUGUUUGAAAGUAAUGGUAGGGAACUGUCAGCUAUAUAGCUACAUGUGUGAAAGUAUGGGAGGAAACUGUCAGCUACAUGUGUAAAAGUAUGGGAGGAAGCUGUCAGCUAUAUAGCUGCAUUUGUGAAAGCAUGGGAGGAAACUGUCAGCUACAUGUGUGGAAGUAUGGGAGGGAACUGUUGGCUAUAUAGCUACAUGUGUGAAAGCAUGGGAGGAAACUGUCAGCUAUGUGUGUGGAAGUAUUGGAGGAAAGUUUCAGCUACAUGUAAGAAAGUCUGGGAGGAAAGUGUCAGCUAUCUUUGUGAAAGCAUGGGAGGAAACUGUCAGCUACAUGAUAUGUAGACACGGACCACUUGACUUGAAAGACAUCUUGUUUCAUAACAGAGUCAAACUUUUCAUAUUUUAACCAGUGAAUAAGGUUCACUUGCCAAUAAAGACCACCUGACAAUAAUUACCACCUGCAGAUAAAAGACUACAUUAUAGCUCUCAUUACUGUGGUAUUCAGGAACAAGUUUGCAUGUAUUUCUUGGUCGGUGAUGUGAAUUGAUAAGUAGUGGGAAAAUGGUUUGCAAAAAAGCUCAGUUUUGUAAUUUAAGAUGAAUAUGUAGAAAAUAUUCUAAAGAGUUUUUUUUCCUUUGUUAGACACUGGGUGCAGAGUUCUAUGUGCAGCAGUGUUGCAGCAGAUGCCUACUUUCAGAGCAAGGCACCUGAAGCUAGUCUUGCAGCUUUGACCAUGUACCUGUGCUCUGUUGCUAAAUACACUGCAAGUAAGAAAGAGAGAAAAAUUAGUAAAAACUCAACAAAAAUUGGUGGAUACAGAGCCAAGUAAAAACAGUGAAAUAUGAAUAAUUUUGAACUUCAAGGUAACCCUUGGUCAAAGACAACCACAGAGUUGUCAUGGUUCUGGAGAACACUUCUUUUCUUUCAGAUGUGAACAUUACAGAAUAUUUUAAGGCAGUUUGACCUGUAACAACAUUCAGCAAUUUCAGUGCAAUUUUAUAUACUCAUCUGUUAUUUUGGCAGUCUUCAGCCAUAAAUGUGUCUAAUAUGAGCAGUGGUUUCAUGAACAUUUGGAGAAUUCCAAAAUCACACACAGAGAUACAUAAUAGAAUGGAAAUUACUAGUUUUCAUUAUGGGUCUGCUGUCUUAACUUUUAAAUAAAGACCGACACUUCCAGGCUUUUUUAUGGACAGGUUCAGCUGUUAUGAUACGGGAGGAGUGGUCUAGGGGUUAAGGUGUUGGCAGCUCAACCUGGAGGUUAUUGGUUUGAGCGGUACAGGGUCAUUAUCAUACCUUUACCAGUGCAGGUUUUUUCUGGAAACAGACUCCAGAGUAGUUCAAAAAAGCUUCAAGCUUUCAUGACAAUCCAAAAAAACAAAUUAGUACGAACUGACUGCUUUUAUGAAAUUAGAAAUUUAACCCUUACCCUGCUAAAUUGCCAUAAUGAACUUGUCCAUCUUUCAGUUUGGGCCGUACCAUUGACUAUUAAAAGGGGUGCUUACCAAAGAGAUACUGACUGAAUUGCGAACAGUGCAGGUCUUGAUCAGACUGCAUGGAUGUGCAGGCUGAUAAAGAUCUACAUUGGUCACAAAGGCAGAACCAAUCAUGGCCAGCAUGAUAAAGGUUAACUGUGUAUAGGACUGAAUCUUGAUUGGAAACUUGUGUCUUACCCUGUGAAGCAUGUUGAAUUUGUGCAGGUUUAGUUAUCGAAGCAAUUUUAGGGUGUUACAUACAUUGUGGGUUAAGUGCAUUAAAGCAAAUAUGAAAUUCUUGGAGAAAUAUUUGUUUUACUAUGUAUAUACCUUUUCAGAUAUUACAUGUAAAUGCUCAUUUUUAAAUACCUCAUAAUUAUAUAUAAUUACCAUGUCUCAUGUGAUUGCAUAACAAAUUUGCUGUUGUCUCAGUCAUUAACGAUAGAUUAAGAGAUUUUAUGUUACCCAUUUUUUUCAUGUUUUAUAACCGAAAUGGCAAGGUGAUAUUGCUCAGGGUUUCUUGGAAAAAUAAUUUGUUAUUUAGUAGUAGCCUGUAAGCUGUUAGUUAAGUUAUAUUUUUAUGAGCAACAUUUUCGUUUCAAUUUUUUGUCCCCAUUAAAUUCUGUUUUAUUGUAUGGAAUAGAUAAUUAGUAUUUUUGUAGUUACUAGACUUUAAUAUGGUGAUACAAAAUUACAUGCUUGGGAGACAAGUUGUAUAAAAAUAAUUAUGGCCCUUCAAGGUGAAAAAUUGUUUGGUUAUGUUUUACCAAAACAAGUCAAAGUUGUCUUGAGCAUUUAGGUCAAGGUCAUCUUGAGCACUGAGGUCAAGGGUUUUUUUUAGCACGGAGGUCAAGGUCAUAUUGAGUCUUACUGUAAUGUUGAUGUUAUUGUUGACUGGCCAGUGUUUUGUUACAGACCUAUUUUUAAAAAUGUAUGAAAAAAGCCAGCAGAGCUUUUUUGUGAUAAUAUAAUUUCAUAAAUUCAUUCAUUCAUGUAUUUUUCAAAAAUGUAAGGAAAUUUGAGAAUUUUUAUUAAAGACAGAUAGAUUUUUGUGGUAUUCCAUUCUGUUUUGUUGUGGUAGGAAGAUAAUACAUUAUGUUACAGAGAUCAGUAACAUGUGGUUUUCACAGUAAGUAUGACCCUUGUUUGAUGCUUUGAGCACAUAAUUGCACAAUUACUUUAAUGGGACAGAUGUCUUUUCAAUGAGGAACUUCAAAAGAAGGACAGCAUUAUUAAGACUGACUUAAUAGAUCUUUUUUUGUAAUUUCACAAAUGUUCCAACAUUUGGACGAAUCUGUGUAGUUAUCAGUUGAAAUUGUAUGUAAUGUUUCGAAGAUUAAAUUUUGGCUUUAAGCGUUAAAGAUAUUUUCUGUUUCAUAUCAUUGUUUAUUAUUAUACCAUGGGGAAAGUGAAAGUAGCCGAAAAGUUAGCAUUUAAAAGUGAUUAAUUUUAUUUUUUGACUAUUCAUGGACCAUAAAUUGCAUAGUUACCAAAUAUUUUCUUUUCAAUUUUCCAACAAAACAUAGAAUUUUUUUUUUUCUAUUUUCAGUACUGGUCUGAGAAAGGUGUUAGAUAUUAAAUGUAAAGAUUUUAAAGAACUGAUGCAUCCCAUUUUUAAGUCUCUGAAGCUCUUCAAGUUUUGAGCCACACCAUGAGAAAACCAACAUAGUGGCUUUGCGACCAGGUUGGAUCCAGACCAGCCUGUGCAGUCUGGUCAGGAUCCAUGCUGUUCGCUUUCAAAGCCUAUAGCAAUUAGAGAAACCGUUAGCAAACAGCAUGGAUCCUGACCAGACUGCGCAGGCUGGUCUGGAUCCAUGCUGGUCGCAAAGCCACUAUGUUGGUUUUCUCAUGGCGCGGCUCAUUUUAUCAUGUACCCACAAGCAUGGUCUCUAUGUCUUUUAGUUACAAAUGUUAGAAUACUUUUUUUCCCAAAACUUUUACUUGUGAUAUUGUAUAUUUUGAAUUCGUGCAAUAGAUAUACUGCAAACAAAGAAUCUCUUUUUUUCAGAACGUUUUUUUCUCGGCAGUUUUAUUUGUUAAAGCAUUGUUGCAAUUCAACAGCUAUUUUGUACUUUUUGUUUUUCUUAUUGCAUUUGUGUUAAUUAUUUCUUAAUUUCAAUCUUACUUUGAACUUGGUACAAGUUGUAGUGUUGUGUAUAAGAUGUAUUUUGAAUUUCGCAAUAGAUUUUGUUUCUUUCUUUUGUUUAGUUAUAAUUAUUCAAUAAACAGUUAAAUGAUGAA